CCCCUCCCAAUGCACUGAGGACGCAUAACAGCUCCCCAAAAAACAUUCGACUCCGAUCUCUACUGCGACCUGCACUCUCCAUACCUUCUUCCUUGCAGUCGCUUUGUCUGGCGAUGGGAACGAUUAUACGUCUUUUUCUUCUGCUUCUUCUUUGCAUGGCCGUUCAUUCACACCGCGGUUCGGAUGCCAGUUGGCUACUGCUUGGAGGGCACCAAUUUCAGACCGAGUGUAGGUUUCCGGCUCCGUCUGUGUCGACGUUGGGAUUGGAAGGGCGAUCGGCCACGGAGUCACUUGGUCAACCCGUAAGCGGCAAGGGAUCUGAGCUUGCAGACAGCCACGGCGAUCGUGAGAAGGGGGGGAGGGUGCUCGAAACAGCCGCAGCAACGGAGGGUCCAGAGGCGUUGGUUGUGCUGAACUCAGAAGUGCUGACUCUUGAAGGGGACAUCCACGCGGGCCUCUCUCUCGAACAAAAAGGCGUUAUUCUCGACCUGGCCCUUUCGUCGGACGGUAAGUCGGUUUACUCGUUGCAAUUCAAACAUGUGGACAUGUCGUCGCCACCAGGAGCGGAUGGCGGCGGUUCCCUGGGCGCUUAUGAGGAUUUGUGCCAGCUGCGCACGACCGGGAACCUUAAUGGCUUAGCCGUAUUUCCGUCCCGUCGCGCAAGCACGAAAUCAGGGGGCGCCGAUGUACCGUCGGCGGCAUCUUCGGCAGCAGCAGCAGCUGAACCGGAUGCAGUGGCUUCGACGGGCGGCGGCGAGGAGGGAACAGACCUUGUCUUAGUGAAUGGGUACAUGGACGGCAAAGGAGGAAACAUGUGGAGCCUAGAUCCACGCAGAGCGGAUGUCGAGUGCUCCGAGAGUCAGUUCUUGCUGGCAAAUCUCCCCGAGCCGGAGUCAAUGACGGUGGAUCGCUCGCAAGUUGUGCCAGGGCAGGAGGAGGAGGAGGAGGACCUGGAGGAGGAGGAGGAGGAGAAGGUGGUUGGCAGUAAUGAGGGGAGGUGGAUUUACGUGGUGACGCAACGAUCGCGCAUCUUAAAGAUCUGGCACAGGGCUUCUCUGAUGGCGAGAACUCGUCUUCCGUGCUCUUCGAUAAGCCUCGGAUCGGGUUCUCCUCCAUCGCCGUCUUCCGUGCUCUUCGAUAAGCCUCGGAUCGGGUUCUCCUCCAUCGCUGGCGAUGGCCGAUUCCUGUUCGUCGCUGACCGGGGGAAUGGACGGGUGAGACGCGUUGACACGAGGACAGGCGCAACCCAGACCGUUGCGAUCUUUGGUGAAUCGGAAGAGGUCAUGAUUACAGACGGCAACCCCGCGGCUGUUGCCGUCACGCGCGAUGGUCUUCAUCUCUUCGUCAUCACGAAACUUAGUCGUGCUGAUACCCGUGCAGAGAUCCAAUGGGUGAGGCUCGGAAUCGAUGGAGUUCCCGAGGGGAGAUUCACCACUGUAGCAUACCUCGCGAAUACUAUGGAAAGUCUACUUUCCAUUGCCAUCUCCGACGACUCCGGCCAUCUAUACGCGGGUGACAAUCGAGGGAGGGUGCAUAAAUUCAAGCUGAACUCCUCGGCUGUUCCUCCUCCCAACUCGUCUGACGUGGAAGGUAGUGUGGAUUUGAGGAACCGGCGGAGUCAUUACUCGGGAGCGUUGACGGUGGUAGUCACGUCGAGGAUCGUUGUGUGCGUCGCGGCGAUGAUCGUAAUUGUCUUGGAGAAGCUUAGAGAGGCUAACUUCAAGAUCAACGCGAAGAAGUGCGAGUGGGCCAAGACGCAAGUCUUAUACUUGGGCCACGUGUUGGACGGAGAUGGCAUUAAGCCAGAGGACAGCAAGAUCGCGGCGAUCAGAGAUUGGCCGACGCCCCGCACAUUGACAGAGUUGCGGUCGUUCCUAGGUUUAGCUAACUACUAUAGGAAGUUCGUAAGGAAUUUCUCUACUAUUGCCGCUCCCUUGCGCAGGUUGCUAAAGAAAGAGGCAAUCUGGCAAUGGGACAAAGACUGUACGUCUGCGCUCAAGAAGCUAAAGCGCGCGUUAAUAGAAUAUCCUGUCCUCAAAGUUGCAGAUCCGUCUUUGCCAUUUGUCGUCACCACGGACGCGAGUCAGUAUGGGAUAGGCGCCGUGUUGCAGCAAGAUGACGACAAUGGUUAUAGACCCGUAGAGCUCAUGUCAGCGAGGAUGCCCUGUGAGAAGGUUGCUACCUCCACGCACGAGAGAGAACUCUACGCUCUCAGGCAGGCUUUAGACCAUUGGAAGCAUUACCUGCUUGGGAGGCACUUCAAAGUCUAUUCGGACCACGAAACGCUUAGAUGGCUAAAGACCCAGGCCAAGAUGACACCUAAGUUGACUAGGUGGGCCGCAGAGAUAGACCAAUUCGACUUUGAGCUCAAGCCAGUGAAGGGCAAGUACAAUGUAGUGGCGGAUGCUCUAAGUAGGAGAUCAGACUACUUUGGGGCCGUAGAGAGGAGGAUGCAGUUUGGGUAGAGAAAAAAAAAAAAAAAUCAUUUUCUGAGGUGUUGCCUGUUCAACGACACAAUGAAGGCAAAUUUCUUCU
Chara braunii is the source of this 2535-nucleotide messenger RNA. Lineage: Eukaryota; Viridiplantae; Streptophyta; Charophyceae; Charales; Characeae. The record is from the annotation of a GenBank genome assembly.